AUGUUUUUAAAAUUGUUAUUUUUAACUUUCUUGCGUGUCGUAUUAGUAUCCUCAAUUGCUCAAGUCAUAAAAAUUGAAAACUGUACAAGUGUAAAGCAAAAAUGUGUACUUGAUCGAUGCAAGGUCCAUGAUGAGUAUGUAGACUUUGUGUUUUUAAUUAAAGAACCACUCAUUUCAUUAUUUUUUGAAACAACUCUAUUAAAAUUGGAAGAGGGAAAAGCACGACAAAUCUUUAAAACUCCGAAAUUUGAUUGGUGUGGUGGAUUAGGUAAGGCAAUCCGUACUGCAAGUCCAAUUCUGAAAGUAUUUUUCUCAUCAAACUUUGAGAAAUUCCCAGAAGCCAUGCUUAAAUGUCCAAUAAAAGGAACAAUCAACAUUUUUAAUAUUUCAACAAUGACUUCAUUUUUUGACUUCUUACCAUCUGGUAUUUAUAGGAUGCGUGCAUUGGUUUUUGAAAAAAUCAACGAUCCGUUUUUUAUAUUUUCAUUCCAAGUUAAAAUUUCUAAUUAA
Molecule: messenger RNA, 510 nt
Organism: Chironomus riparius
Lineage: Eukaryota; Metazoa; Arthropoda; Insecta; Diptera; Chironomidae
Source: the annotation of a GenBank genome assembly